Messenger RNA from Pezoporus occidentalis (night parrot), 8398 nucleotides. It is a transcript of the gene PTPN13, whose product is annotated as protein tyrosine phosphatase non-receptor type 13. The coding region runs from base 118 to 7653 and encodes 2511 amino acids. Gene Ontology annotation, biological process: peptidyl-tyrosine dephosphorylation. Gene Ontology annotation, molecular function: phosphatidylinositol 3-kinase regulatory subunit binding; protein tyrosine phosphatase activity. The record is from RefSeq and is a predicted model, not a curated record. Lineage: Eukaryota; Metazoa; Chordata; Aves; Psittaciformes; Psittacidae. The transcript is spliced from 48 exons. Gene Ontology annotation, cellular component: cytoskeleton; nucleus; cytoplasm.
ACAGGCGCCGACUACAAGCGUACGCGAGCGCUGCUGCGCGGAACAGCGAAGAUCUGGGCUCUUCGGUGCUAUCACAGCCCUGCAUGCACGAACGGCGUCUCCAGGCUGAUCGGUAACAUGCAUGUAUCACUGGCAGAGGCUCUGGAGGUUCGGGGAGGGCCAUUGCAAGAGGAGGAAGUAUGGGCAAUUUUGAAUCAAAGUGCAGAGAGCCUUCAAGAACUAUUCAGAAAAGCUGAUCCUACUGCUCUGGGAUUCAUCAUUUCUCCAUGGUCUCUCCUGUUGCUCCCAUCUGGCAGUGUAUCAUUUACAGAUGAAAAUGUCUCCCAACAAGACCUGCGAGCAUUUACAGCACCAGAGGUUCUGCAGAACCAUUCUCUGUCAUCUUUGUCAGAUGUUGAAAAGGUCCAUAUUUAUUCUCUUGGUAUGGCACUUUUCUGGGGAGCUGACCAUGAAGUUCCUCAAAGUCAGCCUAUCAAACUUGGAGAUCAUCUCAACAGCAUACUCCUCGGGAUGUGUGAAGAUGUCAUUUAUGCCCGUGUAUCUGUACGAACUGUUCUGGAUGCUUGCAGCGCCCACAUAAGGAACAGUAACUGUGCCCCUUCUUUUUCAUACGUGAAACAGUUGGUCAGACUAGUUCUGGGAAGCCUGUCUGGGGUGGAUCAGCUUCCUUGUAACGGAGAUAGAAAAUUGCAGCCAGACAGGAGCCAGGCUAUUCGAGAGAGACUGAGGGGAAAAGGACUUCCCACAGGAAAAACAUUGAUGGUUGAUGCAGCUGAAGGACACAAAACUCACUUCUCUCAACAGACCACGCUUAACAAAGGACUUAGCAAAUCUAUGGGAUUUCUGUCUAUUAGAGGAACCCAAGGCGAGGAUGAGUUUUUCCAGGGCAUUUCCACAGAUUACAGCUCAGGGCAGGAAGAUGUUUUCUGUCCUCAUAGAUGUAAAACCAGUGAGUUUGAAAAAAAAGGUCACUUUCAUACAGAUGUCACUCCCAAGCGGAAAGUAUGGGCUUCCUCCACUGACUUGCUUUGCACAACUGACAAAGCAGCUGAGAGGAACCAUGCUGGAGGCUCUCAUGGGCACAGCUAUCAAUGUGAAGCAUUUACAGUACGAACUUCUACUACCAGAAACAAGGAAGCAAGAUACUCUGAUGGGAGCAUAGCACUGGAUGUCUUCGGACAGCAGAAAAUGGACCAAAUGCGCCAUGUGCCUGAGACAUCAACUUCUGCAGCAAUAUCAAGUGCCUUUGACAGGAUAAGGGAGAGACAGAAGAAGUUGCAGCUUCUGAGAGAAGCUAUGAAUGUAGAAGAGCCUUUGCGAAGGUACAAAUCUUACCACAGUGAUGUUUAUAGUACUUCGAGUGAAAGUCCAUCUGUUAUUUCUUCAGAACCAGAUUUCAGGCAAGUGAGAAGAAAUGAAGGUUUCAAGAGAGAUGAUGCCAGCAGUGCUUUGCCGGGUCCUGAUGAUAUCUCCUCAUCAAGUCAAGCUAAUUCUCAGAGGGCAAGGCAACAUGAAGCACCAUUUGAAGGCAGUCUAGUAAGUCAAGAAGUGAUGCUUAAGCAUCAGGAAGAAGAAAUGAUGCAACUGCAAGCUAGAAUGGCUCUCAGGCAGUCCCGACCUAACCUCUACCCAGGAGAUGCAAUUAGGUCCUCCAUGCUUGACAUCACCAGAGAUCCACUGAGAGAAAUAGCCCUGGAAACAGCCAUGACACAAAGGAAACUGAGGAAUUUCUUUGGCCCUGAGUUUGUAAAAAUGACGAUUGAGCCAUUCAUCUCCUUGGAUCUGCCAAAGUCGAUCUUGACUAAGAAAGGGAAGACUGAUGACACUAGGCGAAAAGUAAAUGUGAUGCUUCUAAGUGGGCAGAAGCUGGAGCUGACCUGUGAUACCAAAACAAUAUGUAAAGAUGUCUUUGAUAUGGUGGUUGCCCAUAUUGGCUUGGUGGAGCAUCACUUUUUUGGGUUGGCUACUUUAAGAGACAAUGAAUUUUUCUUCGUUGAUCCUGAUAUAAAGCUAAGUAAAGUAGCUCCUGAAGGAUGGAAAGAAGAACCAAAGAAAAAGAACAAGCCCCCUGUUAACUUCACUCUGUUUUUUCGCAUAAAGUUUUUUGUGGAUGAUGUCAGUCUUAUACAGCAUACACUGACCUGUCACCAGUAUUAUCUGCAGUUGCGGAAGGAUAUUCUGGAAGACAGGAUGCACUGUGAUGAUGAGACAGCCUUAUUAUUAGCAUCCCUAGCUCUCCAAGCUGAGUAUGGAGAUUACCAGGCUGAGGUGCAUGGCAUGUCCUAUUUUAGACUAGAACACUAUGUCCCGGCUAGAGUGAUGGAGAAACUAGAUCUGUCCUACAUCAAGGAAGAGCUGCCAAAAUUGCAUAGCAGUUACGUGGGUGCAUCUGAAAAAGAGACAGAGUUAGAAUUUUUGAAGUUGUGUCAGAGGCUCACAGAAUAUGGGGUUCAUCUUCAUCAUGUGUUGCCUGAGAAGAGAUCCCAAACAGGUAUCCUUCUGGGAGUGUGCUGCAAAGGAGUUGUUAUUUUUGAAGUUCACAAUGGUGCCCGCACACCUGUACUACGCUUCCCAUGGAGAGAGACAAAGAAAAUAUCCUUUAGUAAGAAGAAAAUAACUUUGCAGAACACAUCAGAUGGUAUCAAGCAUGCAUUUCAGACUGACAAUAGUAAGACUUGCCAGUACCUUUUGCAUCUCUGCUCUUCCCAGCAUAAGUUCCAACUACAGAUGAGAACCAGGCAGAGCAACCAAGAUGCUCAGGACAUUGAAAGGGCUUCAUUUAGGAGCCUAAAUCUCCAUGCAGACUCUGUCAAAGGCUUCAACAUGGGACGAGCAAUCAGUACUGGUAGCCUGGCCAGCAGCACUUUGAAUCGACUUGCCAUUCGACCUCUGUCUGUUCAGGCAGAGAUUCUGAAGAGACUGUCCUGCUCUGAGCUCUCACUCUUCCAGCCACUUCCUGGCUCUUCAAAGGACAAGAAUGAGAAGACUCUGUGGGAGGAAAGACCCAGGGUUAUGAGCAAGUCAUUUCAUGAUCUGAGUCAGAGCCACAUCUCGGUUUACCCCCCAAGGAAAAAUAUCAUUACUGCUUUGGACUCUUCCCCCAAAAAAAUAGAAGACAUAAUGGGCAGAGUCUUUAAGCAAAUGCCAAAAUUUGAUACUGGAUCAGCAGCAGGAGCAUUAAAACUGAGCAAUUCAAAAUCUCAUGCAGGUUUAAGUAGAAGCCCUGAAAGAAAGAAAAAUGAAUCAGACUCAUCAUCCACUGAAGAUACCGGUCAAGCCUACGUUGUAGGCGUUAGCAUGAAUACUUCAGAAAAUCAUCUGUCAUCAACACUAUUAAAAGAGAGUGUUGAUUCUCUGCAAGCAACACACAACAGAGUUGCCUCACCAGAAAGAGAGAUCACUUUGGUGAACCUGAAGAAGGAUGAAAAAUUGGGCUUAGGCUUUCAAAUAGUCGGUGGAGAGAAGACGGGGAAACUUGAUCUGGGAAUUUUUAUUCAUUCAGUUAUUCCCGGAGGGCCAGCUGAUUUGGAAGGAUCUCUAAAGCCAGGACACCGACUAAUAUCUGUAAAUAGCACAAGUUUAGAAGGCGUCAGCCACCAUGCAGCAUUAGAAAUUUUGGAGAAUGCACCUGAAGAUGUAAUACUUGUUAUCUCUCAGCCCAAGGACAAGCUAUCCAAAGCAUCAUGUAAUGCUGCACACAUCAGUAAUGGAACCAGGGGUUAUUUGAGGAGGCCAUCGUCGGUGCAGGACAAUGAGGCAGAAUCCUCUUCAGAAGAGCACAACCAGCCUCGUGGUCACCAGAGACCUGUUUCAGGGAGUUUGUCUGGCUUCUCGGGUGGCAAGCGGGAUGGAAGUGUGAGCUCCCAGGAUUCCAGAACUGAGAGUGCCAGCCUGUCUCAGAGCCAGACAGCCGGCUUCUUUGGCAAACGUGCAAGUGGUAGAGCCCAGCAGGAUCCUCAGCAUUACAGUGAUUCCCAGUCUGGGCUUUCUAAAAUGAACGAGAAGAGAAGAUCCUCGUCAGACAGUACACGAGCCAAAAAUAAAAGGCCUGGGGUAGUGGAGCCUGUGGAGUAUUCUGACCGAGGGGAUUCUGACAUGGAUGAAGCAACUUACUCCAGCAGUCAGGAGCAGCAGCCAGCUAAAAAGGAAUCUUCUUCAGCGAAUACAGCAAACAAAAUGAAUUCUAAAAAGGUUACUGGAGCACUUCUUAAACCUGGAGAUAUCUUUGAGGUUGAACUAGCCAAAAAAGAUAACGGCUUGGGAAUAAGUGUCACGGGAGGUGUAAAUACUAGCAUAAGGCACGGUGGUAUUUAUGUGAAAGCAGUUAUUCCCCAGGGAGCAGCUGAAGCAGAUGGCAGAAUAGAAAAAGGUGACCGUGUGCUGUCCGUCAAUGGGAUUAGUUUGGAAGGUGCUACCCAUAAGCAAGCUGUUGAAACGCUGAGGAACACCGGGCAGGUGGUGCAUCUGCUGUUGGAAAAAGGUCAGCUUUCAGUGGCCAAGGUUCAUGCUCCAGUAACACCACAAUGCACACCUCCGAAUCAGGUGGGGCAAUGUCAGCCACAGGAGAAGCCAGCGACAAAAACUACAAAUGCCAAAGAAUACAGCUUUGUCACUGCAGAGAACACAUUUGAGGUAAAGCUGUUGAAGAACAGUUCAGGCCUUGGGUUCAGUUUCUGCCGUGACGAUAACCUUACCCCAGAGCAACUGGGCUCAACUAUUGUGAGGGUGAAAAAGCUCUUCCCUGGGCAGCCUGCAGCAGAAAGUGGGCAAAUAGAAAUUGGGGAUGUCAUUCUGAAAGUGAACGGGGCAUCCCUAAAGGGUUUGUCCCAGCAGGAAGUCAUCUCUGCUCUGAGAGGAACAUCCCCAGAAGUCUCUCUUCUCCUUUGUCGACCACCAUCUGGUAUACUACCAGACAUCGAUCCUUCUUUAUUGACUCCCAUCCAUUCACCCCAACAAGUAUUUCCCGAUGUCAGCAGAGAAGUUUCUGGUCCAUCAAAUGGAGAACAAGGUGACAGCUCAGAUGAAAAUGAAACAACUGAUCUGAGCAAGAAAGGGCUAAAAUCUUCCUCUAGAAGAGACAGCUACAGUGACAGCAGCAGGAGUGGUGAUGAGGAGGUGAUAGACUUGCCAGCACAAGUGGGCCUUGGCUGGAGUUCUGCGCUACACCAAACUUCAGAUGAAGCUAUGACACAGGCACAUAGUCAGUAUGAGGCACAAGGUGGUCAGGAGGAGGCUGUUCGCACCAUCUCAUAUCCUGAUCCAGAGGCUCCUAGCAAGUCAGAGCUUGAGAACAGUGAUUUGCCACUGGAUUUGCCACUGAUCCCAAUCUGUAGAACUGUUGCUGAUGUUACCACAUCCAUUUUAAUAAAUGACUGUUACGGUACUACUGCUUCUGAGCUGACUCCGCACCUGGGAGAAGUGGAUUCAUUACUCAGCCAGUUGGAAAAAAACGCUGAAGAAUAUGAGCCGGAAGUAGAGCUUCGAGUCACUAUGACAAAGUCAGAAAAGGGCAGUCUGGGUUUUACAGUGACCAAAGGUAGCGAUAAUGUUGGCUGCUAUAUUCAUGACAUUGUUCAGGAUCCUGCCAAAAGUGAUGGGAGACUACGACCUGGAGACCGACUGAUAAAAGUUAAUGACAUUGAUGUCACUAACGUGAGUCACACCGAUGCAGUAAACUUUCUCCGCACUGCCCCAAAGACUGUCAGAUUAGUGCUAGGGCGUGUUUUGGAGCUACCGAAGAUGCCAGUGCUGCCUCAUUUACUGCCUGAUAUCACACUAACGUGCCAUGAAGAGGAGCUAGGUUUGUUGUUAUCAGGAGGUCAUGACAGCCUUUACCAAGUUGUGUAUAUCAGUGACAUUCUCCCCAGAUCGGUUGCUGCCAGAGAGGAGAGUCUCCGUGCACUAGAUAUUAUCCAUUAUAUUAAUGGAGUAAGCACACAGGGGAUGACUCUGAAAGAAGCCAAAAGAAUGCUGGAAACAUACCUUCCAAAAGUGGUGCUUAAAGUGACCAGAGAUGGUCAUGCAGUGCUUCCAAAAUCCAAAAGCCCUGAUAGCUCAAAUCCAUGGCCAGUGAAAGCUAAUGGUUGUUCCUAUAGUGAUUCCUGUGAUAAAACAGAAAAGACAACUAAUGCUCAUGGGCCCAAGAUAAACGGCAAUGGCUUCCUGGGGCCUUCCCAGAUAAAUACAGAAAACAACAUCCAUCACACAAAAGGCCUAAUGAAUCUCUCGGGAUCUGGAGAUGCACCUUCCCUUGGCUUUACCAAUCAGAUAGCAGACUUUUCUGAACAGAGUGACAGAUCAGAGGUUCCAGAUGAUGAGUAUUACGAUGACGAUGAUCACAAUGAAGUUGUCCAGUAUCUGUUGGAUGUUGUAGAUGAGGAAGCCCAGAACCUCUUAAAUCGUAAUAAUGUGACCUCAGAGGCUCAGAGUCUUCUACAUCUCAGGAAGGCCACAUCAGAAGAUCACUUGCCAGCAGAGAUGAAUGGAAAGCUGACAGAAGACAAGUCUGAAGACACAGAUUGUGAUGGGUCGUCUUUGCCUGAAGAUUUUUCAGAGCUAACACAUGUAAAUGGAUAUGAAGACUACUGUGAAGUAAAAGCUAUGCCAGAAAGGUCAACUCCACAACCUCCUUUGAGUCAAGCAGAUGAAGAUGAAAUCACGUGGGGAAGUGAUGAACUGCCAAUUGAAUCAGUCAGCCAGGAACGUGUAAAUAAAGAUUUCCCUUUAGUGACAAAUGACGAGAUCUCUGCUCUCUCUACUGUGAACGUGCUCCCGGGUGGCAAGUACUCAGGAGCUAAACUGAAGUCAGUGAUCAGAAUGUUGCGUGGAUUGCUGGAACAGGGAGUCCCUUCUAAAGAGAUUGAAAACCUUCAGGAGUUGAAACCUUUGGAUCAGUGUUUGAUUGGACAAGCCAAGGAGAACAGGAAGAAGAACAGAUAUAAAAAUAUACUUCCUUAUGAUACCACUAGAGUUCCCCUUGGGAUUGAAGGUGGAUACAUCAAUGCCAGCUUCAUUCGCAUGCCAGUGGGGAAUGAAGAGUUUGUUUACAUUGCAUGUCAAGGACCUCUCCCCACGACUGUAGCAGAUUUCUGGCAGAUGGUUUGGGAGCAAAACUGUACUGUGAUUGCCAUGAUGACUCAGGAGGUUGAAGGAGAAAAGAUAAAAUGCCAGCGUUACUGGCCAGAUGUACUCAAUAAAACCACCAUGAUAAAUGAUAGACUACGGCUUGCUCUUGUAAGACUCCAGCAGCUCAAGGGCUUCAUCAUUAGAGUGCUGGAGCUAGAAGAGAUUCAAACAGGUGAAGUACGGCACAUUUCCCAUCUGAACUUCAUUGCCUGGCCUGACCAUGACACCCCUUCUCAGCCAGAUGACCUGCUUACUUUCAUCUCCUACAUGCGUCAUGUCCACAAAUCAGGACCUAUCAUAACUCACUGCAGUGCAGGCAUUGGACGGUCGGGGACCCUUAUUUGUAUAGAUGUUGUUCUAGGGUUAAUCAGCAGAGACCUCGAUUUUGACAUCUCGGACCUGGUGCGCACAAUGCGUCUGCAGAGGCAUGGAAUGGUUCAGACAGAGGAUCAGUACAUUUUCUGCUAUCAAGUUGUUCUUUAUGUCCUGAAUCAUCUCCAACAGGAAGAACAACAGAAAGACAAAUGAAAUAAUGCUGAAGCAGAAGUGCUUUUAAAAUAAGAAAGCAGGGAGGUCUAGAGGCUCUCACAUGUUCUGCCAAUAUUUUCCAGUCCCUUUCUUCAGUUGCUGUCAGAUGUCUUUUCUAUAAAGUCUCUCCAUCAUUCCAAAUAAGGUAUAUAGCUAUGAGGAAAAGGGAUAGCUCAUGUGGUACCACUAAUGUCUUCAGUCGCAUGGACACGUAUGUGAGAUUUUUGUAUAGCAGUAAAUAAUAUUUAAUAAAGCUGCAUUUUUUUGCAGUUUCCUUAAUAUGUAGUAAAAUAAUUAAGUAAAAAAUAUUUUAAUUAAAAAAAAGUAAAGAAGAAGAAAAAAAGUAAUCUUGUAAUGCUUCCUGCAUUUUUGCAACUGUUUUGGGGUAUUUGUUUCUUAUGGGGUGGGGGAGUGGGAGGGAUGAAGCAGUAUUUUUGUCCUGGCAAACAUUAUUACAAAGACAUUUUAAUACUCUCUUUUAAAAGCUUGUUUAUGGCAGAUUUUUUGCCCUUUUAGUAUAGUUACAGCUAUUUUAUAGAGGGUAUCUUGAAAUCUGCAUUUAAGCUUUGAGAUACCUGUUAGCAUGAUAGUAGUGAAUGUUUACUGUAUCACAGUUAAUAAGGUUUACUUCAUAGAGUUUCAUGUAUAUAUUUAUACACUUUUACAGAAAAAGCUGAAUUAUCAGGUGUCUAACCUUAUAACUGAUUAGGCAUCUCCUCUGUAAAUAAAAAAUGCACCUAAAGUA